This is a messenger RNA of Lactuca sativa (garden lettuce), 8309 nucleotides long. RefSeq lists its product as uncharacterized. Gene Ontology annotation, molecular function: protein binding; DNA binding. NCBI's taxonomy places the organism in Eukaryota, Viridiplantae, Streptophyta, Magnoliopsida, Asterales, Asteraceae. The record is from RefSeq and is a predicted model, not a curated record. Gene Ontology annotation, biological process: regulation of DNA damage checkpoint. Gene Ontology annotation, cellular component: nucleus.
UCUACUUUUUUACAAAAAUUGCGUGUAUGGCUUUUAUGCUAUAUGUAAUAAAAGACCAAACAAAUAAUAAUAUUUUACCCCUGUUGAUCUAUGCUAUGGUGCAACUUUUAUCUGUAAAUUUUUGUAAGUUUAAAGUAUGAUACUAUAAUUUGGUCUGAUUUUCCACUGUAAAUGUUUUGAUAUGGAUAACUAAAAGUAGGAUGCUCUCAUGAACAUGUUUGUGAAAGUAUGUUGUUAUUUGUUGAAUUUCUUUUGCUAAUAUUAGAUAAAUAGUCUUUUAUCCAUGUUAUGUUUGUUUUGAUACUAGCUAAUAUCAUGAAACUGUAGGACUAUCUUAUGUAGAGAAAUCGAUACUUGAAGCAAGAAAAUUUUGAAUCGUGUACAUUGUCAUGGGGAUGGGGUUAGCGGAGGAUUAAAAAAAAAGUUCAAAGCAACACCAUUUUGUUUUUCCGUGAAACAUAAAAUAAGGUACAACUUUGUGGAAAUCCAAUCAACAAAUCUUCUAUACUUCUAAACCGGAAAAUCAAGAACCGGGUGUGGCUCUCAAUUGAUAAAAACAUUGGUUCUUCUUCUUGUUUCCGUCAAAGUCUACACAGAGAGAAAACAAAAACAGGCCUGUUCCUCACCUCAUUUUUUUGGGUCUUCUUCUUCUUCUUUCCGUCAAAGUCUAUCACAAUCGUAAUUAAUAUCAUCGGACCCACAAUCUCUUCAAAUCAACCACCAAUCUAUAUGUAAAAGGGUCUCUUUUGAAGAAGUCGACUGUUGGAAGUUCUAGCAAGCAAGAAGAAACGAGUUGAUGUACACCUAAGAUUUCAGCUCGGGAGAAGCUGUUAACUGAGCCAAUCUGGAGACGAUUUCUCUCCCUCUGCAUCACCACCGAAAACAUACACCACCGUCGGCGCCACAAUCAAUACCCAUUGCAACUCGAAUCCUAAGGAAAUCAGACCCUAUCAUCAUCUCAUACCUACAACUUGAGACCUACUUAUCAAUUUUACAAAUAAAGAAGAAAGAGACAUCAAAUCUCCAUCUCUGUCCCAUCUUCUCAUUCAAUAUCAAAUAAGAAAAAGAGGAUCAUUGAGAUAUGCUUAUGAAUUACCACAUCUUCAAACAACAGAAGAUAAAAAGGUUUACAAUCGAAAUAAGUACAAAAAGAAACAUGUUGAUCAGAAGCAUUCAAUGAAAGGAAGGCAAAGGUCGUCGGUGGAAAGGCGACAAAUGUAACAUCCCAAAAAUACAACCCAAAAAUUUUUGUUUGAAAACAUUACUAAACCAUAAUAUCAAAUAUCACAAUAGAAAAACUAUGAAUCAUGUGUCUCAGAAUGUCAUAAUAAAUUUAUCAAAUCAAACUAGUGUCCAGAUCAUAUCAAAAUAUCAGAGUCGAACUCCCGGGCUAAACUGUGGUGUGUGUCAUGCCAUCAUCCCGAGUCCUACUCUUUGCUAGCUGAAGUACCUGAAACCAAAACUGAAACUGUAAGCACGAAGCUUAGUGAGCUCCCCAAACUACCACAUACCAUACAAUAACAUAUAAACACAUAUUGGGCCUUGCCCACUGCAUCGGACCGAAGUCCGGAAACUGCAUCGAACCAAAGUCGGGAACUAACCAGGGUCUUGCCCUCUGCAUCAGACCGAAGUCUGGAAACUGCAUCGGACCGAAGUCCGGAACUAACCAGGGCUUUGCCCUCUGCAUCGGACCGAAGUCUGGAACUAACCAAGGCUUUGCCCUCUUCAUCAGACCGAAGUCCAGAACUAACCAGGGCCUUGCCCUCUGUAUCGGACCGAAGUCCGGAAACUGCAUCGGACCGUAGUCCGAAACUGACUGAAGUUGGCAUAACAUAAUAAUAACUACUGGCAUAAACACAUAUACUGCAUACUGCAUCGGACCGAAGUCUGGAACACAUAACACAAAUACAUGCUUGAAUCAGAAAGACAUCAAGCACCCUGAACUAGUACAUCGGACCGAAGUCCGGGACUACUGCUAACUAAACGGGCCGACAUUGUGGCCAUAGACCCGUUCCUACUGGAAGGAAACUCACCUUACAUUGCUGAAGUCCCGAAGACAUAACCCCACAUUGUUGAAGUCCCGCAGACUCAACCUCAGUUGCUGGAUGACAGAUUCCCGAACUGUCAACACCAAAAUAACACCCAAUUAAUAAUUGGGUUCCAACUCAUAACCAUAAGUCCAUACUUGGGUAAAAGACUACUUUACCCCUGUCUUAGCUUGACUCCAGCCCAAGGCCCAAACCAAAGGCCCAAAAGUCUAAUAAUGGACCAAGGCCCAACUACGACCCAAUUUUCCAAAUUGGGCCCAAACCUCUACAUGGACUUCCCUUAAGGCCCAAUUAUUCAGUCCAGUCCAACAUGUCUCAUUCUAAGGGCCCAGUAUCAUACAACCAUCUAGGCCGAAACUAUGGCCCAAUUUUUCAAAUUGGGCCCAAUCCUUCAUAUGGGCCUUACCCUAAAGCCCAACUAAUUACUCUAGUCCAUUUGAUUAUUCUUGAAUGGCCCAACACAAAGCCCAAGUGAAUAUUAGGGUUUUCUCACUUAGCCCAUUAAGGACUUAAUCCAUUAAGUCCUUUACUCUACUAGAUAACUGACAUGGAGAAAUUAGGCUUAAUACAUAAUCCAAUCUCAAUGCCCCAAAAGUAGGUCCAAUAAGUCCAAGGCCCAAAUACUUUCAAUUAAGGUUUUUCACUCAAAUAUGGCCCAAAUAAGUCUUUAAGCCCAUUUAGGUCUUGCUAGGUCCAUUAGGGCUUGCUUGUGGGGCACCAACCACUACCGCCUCGGGUAAUGGUGGCUAAUGGCAGUUCACGGCAGCGGUCACCACCUUACGGUGGUGGUUACUAUUAUUAUUUUCAUUAUUCCAUGCAAUUACAAUUACAAGGCUUUUAUCCAAAGAACACACACACACACACACACACACACACUAACUAAUACAUACACACACAACCACACCAUGGUGGCCGACGGUGGCUCGUGGUGGCAGUGGCUUUUCCCGAGGAUUCCGACUAAACUAAGCACACUCAACACACACUUCCACAGAAAACACACCCACACAUAAGUCUUGCCCGGAACAGGAGCACCCCCACCCUCUUGGUGGUGCUUGGUGGCAGCAGGACGCACAUAACGGAGGCAACAACGGCAGAAGGAAGCGGAGAAGGGAAGAUGGCCCUCCACCGGAGUACGACGCAACAGCAGUGGCGCUAAAGGCGGCGACCGAUCUUGACAAGGCGGCUGGAGAAAGAGAGGAGGAAGAGCGGCGGUUCUAGUGGUCGCUAUCAUCGGCGGUCAGCGGCCCUUGGGGCCCUAGGCAUCUGGCAUUCUCGUUGAGGCGAUACCCGGUGGUUACAACGGUUAAUGGCAAUGAAACAGUGGAGCACAAGAUAGAAGAGAAAAAGAGGAUAGCGGGUUGCGCUGCAACAUAAGGGAGGCAGCAGAGGUGACGUCACGACUUCGAGCUCCCGAUCUUCCCUUGCUUGCACGCUGGAACCACGUUUGCUGCCUUCGUCGACAGCAGGAGCAACAACAAUGAACGGUUUUGUCGGCACCCUGGUUUGCCGGUGGCUUGUUUGAUCGGAGAGGAACGAGAGGAUAGGGUGGCGGCUGACUUCACUCAUGGCGGCUAGAAAAACUCUUAGGUUUAGGUUACCGGGUGCGACGGGAGGAAUACACGGGUUAUAUACCCAACUCUAAAACAUAAUUUCAUAACAACAUAAUUAGUCCCUCCUUCCCCCCAUUCCUUACAGAGUAAAUCCAAUAUUUACAAUUUAAACCCUGAAUAUUAAAAUCCAUUACAACUUAAGUACGAAAUUUACCAAACAACCCCCUAUCUUCCAUAAUCUAUUCAGAUGAAGUCCCAUACAAUACCAUUUAGUCUCUGCCUUCAUAAAUACUUACCAAACUAAUUUGAAUCUUAUACUUUUAACCCUCAACUUCUAAAAUUCUUUACAGAUUAGUCCGGGACUUAUAUUUCUUAAUUUAUUUAAGUAAAUGGGGCGUUACAACUCUCCCCCACUUAAAUUGGAUUUCGUCCUCAAAAUCAUUCCUUACCAUUCCCUUACAUGCCCAAACACUCUAGUAACAUGGUCACCAUCCUGGACACACCCUAGCCUUCUCAGGGUAGCCAUGACCAAUCUUUGCAAAGCUUUAAAUUCCACUGGUGAACAGAUUCCUCGCAACAGUCUACAUCCAUUUUGUCUGAAAUAUGUUGUCUUGAGUUGGUCUAAUUCCCUGACAUACCACUCAUACUAAACCAUUAUCGAUGAAACCAACCUGCUUAUCUCUCAACUCCUGAUUCCCACUACAAAACAUGUUCACAAACCUAAUUAUCCCUGUAGAUCACCUAUACUUGGCCAAAAAUCAGAUAAUCCCGCUGUAAGUGACUUAGCGUAUCCCACGCAAUCUGUGACUCUAACCAUACAUGAAAUCCCAAAAUACCAUUACCGUUUGAGAUACUGAACUGUCCGAAGCAUUGAAAUUUCUGAAACACUGAACUGCCUGAAACACUGACUGCUUGAACACCGAACUGCCUGAACACUGAAUUACCUGAAACACGGAAUUGUCUGAAAUACUGAACUGAUUGAAACACAUGUUGCUACAUGGCUGCUUUCCAACAUCUAUCGAGACCUUCCUGGUCUCAAUUCAUUCGUCGGUCAUCUGAAAUACCGGUUUCCAGCCCGACUGCGGAGCCGAAGGACUCCCUACUUAGUCGCCUCACACAACUUCUGAACGAAAUCCUUCUCUGAAACUAACAGCUACUAGUUAUCUUGUUACUGUGGCCCUAGCGGCCUUCUGAUCUAACUGAUCGAUUCCACACAUCGAAUCCUGAGGUUACCAACCCACAGCUAAAUGCGAUUGCUACAUGACCAAUUGUAGCUUUAUAUAACAAGCAACCUUUAGCAAUUCAUUGCUUCCUCGGUCUCAAAAGUGCAGUGGCGUUCCUACAGUCUUAUCACUGGCUCAACUAGAUCUAAUCCAUCCAGAUAAUUCCGAAAUCCAAUCCGUGGAUUUCCGUAUCCUUACUGCUACACCCAAACUAGUGGGUAAUAUUGUUCCUUUCGCGUCCUAACAACGCGCUCAUGUUGUCUACCAGCCAAGCGUAUUCUGCGGCUACGCCCGUAGUCCCACAACAUUCUAGCACUACCUGACUGCUAGUGAAUGCUACGGCUACACCCGCAGACUUACAACACUCUAACACUAUCCGACUGCUAGUGAAUGCUACGACUACACCUGCAGACUUACAACACUUUCUCACACUAUCUGGCUGCUAGUGAAUGUUACGGCUACACCCACAGACUUACAACACUCUAACACUGUCUAGCUGCUAGUGAAUGCUACAGCUACACCCACAAACUUACAACACUCUAACACUGUCUAGCUGCUAGUGAAUGCUACGGCUACACCCGUAGACUUACAACACUCUAACACUACCUGGCUGCUAGUGAAUGCUACGGCUACACCCGCAGACUUACAACACUCUAACACCACGUAUUCCAUGUAAAGUCUCCUCAAACGAUACAAUCAAGACGAGGAGGACCCAUAUAUAAGUGAAUCGCAUCGUGCCCCGGUCGCAAAUGUUGUAUCGUAUGAAAAGGAAGUGAACGAGAUCCUAGCCGAUAGAGUGGUUCGCGAACGAGGAUCGCCUAACUGGAUAGAGUUUUAUGUUCGAUGGAAAGGGCUACCAAAAAGCGAGACUAGUUGGGAAUGUGAGCAAGAUCUAUGGCAGUUUCGAGACAAAAUAGAGGCGUACGGGUCUAAGACUUGAUGAGGACAUCAACAAUUUAAGUGGGGGUGGGGGGGGGGGGGGAUGCCACGAUCGAGAUCUAGAAUUCCCCGGUGUACUCAAGAAGACACUAGAUCAUAUAAGAGUAACCUGUAAGACUUGUAUUGUCCUAGAGUUUUCUAAUAUAUCAUAGUAUAUAUUAAAAUAUUUUAGAACCUUGUAAAUAUAAGAGUAUAGUAGAACGAUCUAGAAUAAACAAGAAAGAUCGGGAUCUAAACAGUUCCAUUUUAGGAGGUGUAAGAACUCUAUAAAUAGGGGUGAAGUCAUUUGUAGCAAACCAUCAAGAAGUUGUUUUAAUCUCUUGAGUUCUCUUAAUACAAAUACUCUUUAUAUUCAUUCUCGAAGUCUUAGUCUCUUGCUUUCCAAGUUCGUUAGCAAAUCUAAAAUCGUUGAAGUAGCCUGACUUAGUCGAAGAAAAAACUAAGUGACAUACGAAAUAGACUAGUCACAAGAGUCAUCUCAUGACAAGUGGCACUUGUAGACAUUAGAUUUUUAUAACCAUUGAUUGAUAAAAAAGAAUGAGUACGAAACCAACUUUGUAUGAAAUUUUUAUAUUGUUAUUCUUAAAUAUAUAAUUGUCUUUUUUAUAAGUGAUAACAAAACAAGCACUAAAUGAUUUAUGUAUGUAAAUUUCUCAUUUUAUUAUUCAUAACUAUAUGAAAUUAUGUAUUUUUGAGUAAUGAGAUUUUAAUUUUAUUGAUUUAGAAGAAAUGUUGGCUUAUAAAUUAAAUGAUUUUAAAGUUAUUUUUUGAAUGAAUAAUGAUUUUUUGAUGUUUCUAAUAAACAAAUAAUUAAAUUAGAAGUUUAUUAAUAUAUAAAAAGAUAGUCGUUUUGAUAUUUUUUUUUUAUCAUUGACUAAAAUCUAAAUAGUUGUAAUUUAAAAAUAAAUACGUAUUAUUAUGUUUUUAAUUGUUGGUCCCCAAACUUUUUGGUUAUACUCUUGUACCCAUUCUGUUCUCUCGUAUCAACAACCAUCGCCGUCCGUGAAAUAGCACACCGUCGUCCACCAGUCUACCGCUGCUGGAGUCCGGACGUAAACCAGUACACCACUCGACCACCGUCGCCUGAAAUAGAACCGCACAGUCAUUCAAAGUGAGUUAUUUGACCCGUUCGUCACGACCUAAGUGUUUUUUCCCGCUACUUUUCUUCUCUCUCUGUAGCAAUGUCGCCCGAGAGACUCACAGAAUAUGAGCGCAAACGCCUUGAAAACAUCAAGCGCAACGAAGAACAGCUCGCCUCUCUCAACAUCCGUUCCAAGCUUGCUGAUCUAUGUACAUCAACCAAGCGCCACAGGGAACAGACUAAUAGACCACAGAAGAAAGCAAAAUCCGAAAUCCCAAUUGUAACCCGUAGAUCUCUAAGAAACCAAGGAGAAAAGCCAGAAUCUACAGGUUUAAUAGAUAAUUUCUACGAAGUACCUGAGAAACCAAAAUCGCCCAAAUCAAAAGUUGCACCUGAGAAAUCCGCUCUAAAAUUGAAGCCACUUAGUAUGAGAGAAGUGAGUGUUUCUUCUAAACCGGAUGAACCACUUGUCAAGAAGAUUUUGAGCGUAUCUGAGGAGUCGCGAUCAAAAGGAGUAAACAAGGAUGCUGGAAUUAGGGUUAGAUCUUCGAUUGAUUUGGAGUCCAUGAAGUUGAUUCCAGAAAAUAUUGCUAGUGUUGUAACUAACAAGAUACUAUCAGUUAAAUUCUUUCCAUCUGCAGAUAUGAAGACGGUUGUUGUAGGGAACACAUUUGGAGAUUUAGGGUUUUGGAAUAUUGAUUCAGAAACUGAAGAUGGUGAUGGGAUUUACACGUAUCAUCCUCAUCCAGCACCAAUUUCUUCGAUUUGUAUUCAUCCAUUUUCUAUCAACAAGAUCAUUACGUGCUCUUAUCAUGGUUUUAUUCGCACAUUAGAUGUGGAGAAAGAGAUUUUUGAUUUGACAUAUUCUACCAAACAGGAGAUUUUUUCCAUGUCUCAAACAUCUGAUGAUGUGAACUCCUUGUAUGUUGGGGAAGGCAAAGGAAUUUUUCAUGUCUUGGAUGAAAGAUCCAAGAGCUCAUCAAUGACUUGUAACUUGCAUACUUCUAGGAUUAACACCAUUGAUUUCAAUCCAACAAACGCCAAUUUAAUGGCUACAAGUUCUUCAGAUAGAACUGUCUGCAUUUGGGAUUUGAGAAAACUUGGUAAAAAUAGUAAUCCAAAUUCUAUUAUAAAGAUUACACGGGAUAAGCCUGUGCAUUCAGCUUACUUCUCUCCUUCAGGAAACCUUCUUGCUACAACAAGCACUGAUGAUAAGAUUGGAGUGGCAAGUGGAGCAAAUUUUGACGAUGAGUUCUCUGUGUAUCAUGACAAUCAGACGGGGGUGUGUGGGGGUGGGAUGAUUCGUAUAUAUUUGUGGGAAAUAUGAAGAUAGGGAUUGAUGUUAUUUCAACAAAAGAGAAGAGGAUUAUUACUACUUUGAAGAGCCCUCGUAUGAGUGUAGUACCAAGUCGUUUUGAUGCUCAUCCUUUGAAGCCUGGGAUGCUUGCUGGAUCGACAGAUCGAGGCC